Molecule: messenger RNA, 1562 nt
Organism: Tribolium castaneum (red flour beetle)
Lineage: Eukaryota; Metazoa; Arthropoda; Insecta; Coleoptera; Tenebrionidae
Gene: mRRF1
Product: mitochondrial ribosome recycling factor 1
Exons: 4
Coding region: 103-891 (262 amino acids)
Biological process (GO): translation
Cellular component (GO): mitochondrion
Molecular function (GO): ribosomal large subunit binding
Source: RefSeq, a predicted model, not a curated record
CUCGAAAUUGCUUAAGUCCGAAAAUUUACUAGCUUUUAAGGUUAUAAUUUUCAUGGUAGUGAUAAGUUUAAGGUUAUUUUAAGAAUUUGGUUCAAUAACAACAUGAUUACGCUGAGAGUCUUAUCUCGGCACAUUAAUUAUGUUGCAGUGAAUAGGAAUUGUCUAAAUGUGACAAGUUGUAUUCGACAAUUGUCAGGCCUUUCUGUGUUGUCGCAGGAGAGAUUCGGCAAUCAACACUCAACUGCAGCCCUCACUUUUGUUCGCAAAUAUGCAAAAGGCAAAGACAGGAAGAAGGAAAAAGGUAAAGCCAAAGUGCAUGUUAACGAGAGCCAGUUAUCUGAAAUAGUCAAUGUGGAAUCUCUGAAAACUCAAAUGCAAAAAGCUGUUGAUUUAUUGAAGGAAGACUACGUGAAACACCUUUCAGUGAGAACAACUACAGGUUCAGUGGAAAGCAUCCCUGUCGAGUUGGAUGGUAAAACACAUUCACUACAGGAACUCGCCCAAAUCAUCAGGAAAAACCCGAAAACUUUGGUCAUAAAUAUGUCAGUCUUCCCUCAAGCUAUCCCUGCCGCCUUGAAAGCAAUCGAAAAAUCUGGAAUGAAUUUGAAUCCACAACAAGACGGGACAACUCUUUUUAUUCCCAUACCUAAGGUUACAACAGAACAUAGGGAAAAUUUGGCAAAAAGCGCUAAAACCAUGUUUAUUAAAUGUCGCGAUGGGAUCAGAGACGUCCAGAAUAAACAAGUCAAGUCUUUGAAGAAAAAAGACAAAGUUUCGGAGGACAUGGCCAGAAAUUCGGAGCAACAAAUCGUCGCUAUUGCAGAUGCUUACAUUGCAGAGGCUGAGAAAAUACUGGAAAGUAAGCAGAAAGAAUUAGUCGGGAAAAACUAAUUAUUCUUUCAUGGGGUGAUUCUGCUUAAAACUAAUAGUUGCACCCAAUUCAGCGCCCACUGUUUAAUACGUAAUGACUUUCUCUAUGCCUGUGAUUUUUUUCAGAAUUUUUCUACCCAUUUUUCAUUUUUGCAACUACUUAAGAGUAGUUAAUUAAUUUUAAUUAUAAGAAAUUGUAGAAAAAUUCUGAAAAAAUUCAGCCUUAGAGGGAAAUAUAGAGUAUUUAAUAGCAAACGCUGAAUUCAGUGCGAUAAUUAGUUUUUGAGGUUUAGUAAAAAAUACACUUGUAAUAGACUCACCCUGUCUACAUUACAAAAUGCUGUGAAAAUCUAAUAAACGUGUCUUGGAACAGUAACUUCAAUAUGCAAUUGCGAAAUUAAAAAUUUUUAAAGUCCACUGUCGCCUAAGGUGUUUAAUAAAUUUUAAAGUGUCAAAGUAUUUUAAGUUAAAAUAUUUUUUAAACAAUGUUGGUUAUCCGCCUUAAACCGGAUAAUCAAAAGUAAAAAGUUUGAUUUUACUCGGCUAAUCAAGGUUCUGCUGUAACAUUACAUUGAAAUUUCUUUAAAUAUAGCAAGCUAUGCGAGAUAUACGUCAAGGAAAUUCUCACAGCACUUUCGCUUUACGUACUUUGUACAUUUAGGGUGAAAAAAUAAACAACGAUUUACAAAUUA